Molecule: messenger RNA, 453 nt
Organism: Scomber japonicus (chub mackerel)
Lineage: Eukaryota; Metazoa; Chordata; Actinopteri; Scombriformes; Scombridae
Product: pyrin-like
Exons: 3
Coding region: 106-453 (115 amino acids)
Source: RefSeq, a predicted model, not a curated record
AGGAAGUUCAGGGGCACAUCAUGAAGAAAUAAAGAACAAGUGUGUAAUGGAAGAGGAAAACAAGAACACAGACAACUAGACCAGCAACCCGGCCAAAGAGAAGAAAUGGCCUCAUCCAGCGAGGAGCCCAACAGCUCCAACAUACAGAGCUUAGCAGCACAAAAGAUGGCAACACCUACAGAGGUCCUCUUGGAGUGUUUGGAGGAUUUAGGAUCUGAGGACUUUGAAUUAUUCCAGUGGUACCUGUAUCAGCAGGGGGUCCUUGAAGACUUCAAAUCAAUCCCCAAGGGUCACCUGGAGAAAGCAAACAGAAUUAAAACAGUGGAUCUGAUGUUCGAGAGCUACUCUAUAAAGGCUAUUAAAGUGACCAAAAUUAUUUUAGGGAAGAUGAAUCAGAAUGAUCUACUGAAACGUUUGUCACUCCUCCCAGAACCUAAAGGAGCCUUUCAGUAG